GAUUUUUCAGCCAAGUGGGUUCUGUAUAGUUUUUAAAUCAUUGAUUUGGUAAUGCAAGCCUUCAGAUUGAAGAAUUUGGGGUGUUUCACCCGUACAUCCAUACCCAUAUGAUCAUUUUUUGUAACUUGCAUAGAAAAACUCAUCAUUUUCGUUUGGGAUCCAUAGGUACAAACAGAACAGUUAACUUUCAAAAGUGUACUUUUGGUCACGGAGUUCAAUUUCUUCACUCUUAACAGUCAACUCCUGUAAUAGUUUUGACGGUGGUGGAGUGGCACUUGUACAGAACAAUGAGUAGAUUUUGUUUUUUUUUUUCCCCCCGAAGCGAUAUUAUGAUUAAGAAGAGGCAACUAGGCAAGCUUAGGUAGCUCCCUCAUGGCGUUCCGCAGAAUCAGCCAAAAAAGAGAAAGGGAACGUAAGAAAAGAAGCAAAAAGGGAAGAUUCCAGAAAAUGAGGAGGGGGUUUCUGCGACACUAUUCCUAAGGAAGCUGAAAUCCCAGAAUCUGAUCGAUUGGUAGCCGCUUUGACGAGGGGUUGAUGAAUAUUGAGGUGCCAUGGAGACGAGAAUGAAGAAAUACAACCAACUGAGUCCCGAGAGAGCUAAGGUGUGGACUGAGAAAUCGCCCAAAUACCAACAGACUCGGAAGGUGCCUGUGAUUUACUAUCUAUGCAGAAACAGGCAGCUCGAGCAUCCUCAUUUCAUGGAAGUUCCACUGUCAUCCCCCGAGGGACUGUUCUUGAGAGAUGUGAUUAACAGGCUUAACGUUCUCAGAGGAAGAGGCAUGGCUACCCUGUACUCUUGGUCUUGUAAGAGAAGCUACAAGAAUGGAUUUGUUUGGCAUGAUCUCUGCGAAGAUGACCUAAUUCUUCCGGCCCAUGGAAAUGAGUAUGUUCUCAAAGGCUCCGAGCUGUUUGAAGAGCUCACUUCUAGUAAAGACCCUUUCAGUUCCAUCGGCAAUGUGAGUAUUCAGCCACUGAAGCAAUUACCUGAUCCAGCAUCUUCCCAGAGUCAGGAUGAUUCUUCAUCAUCUUCAAGCAUGAAUGGAAAAGAAAUGAAAAAUUCUCAAGUCGAUGACCUUUCGUUGACUGUCCUUCGACCUGGUUCAUCAGGCAUGUCUCCUGAUUCUGGAGGUGGAAAGAGUUCAUGGGGUGGUUGUCUCAGCUUGACAGAAUACAAGGUGUACAAGACUGAUGGCUUGUCUGAUGCAUCCACUCAGACUGAGGAAAAUAUUAGCAGACCUAAAACUCGAGAAACUUGUACAAGGGGAGUUUCAACAGAUGAUGGGUCCCUAGAUCCGGACAAUGAUGCUUCAAAUCAAAAGAAAAACUAUAAUGCCCCUCCGGAGUCGGUUUCUCCACCCCCAUUGUCCUCUAGUGCUUCCUCUUCAGGAGAGAAGACUGAAACUUUAGAGUCUCUUAUCCGAGCCGAUGCUAGUAAAGUCAACAGUUUUAGGAUUGUUGAAGAAGAAGAAAUUCGGAUGCCAACCAAUGCAAGACUCAAGGCUACAAAUGUGUUAAUGCAGCUCAUCUCGUGUGGAUCAAUAUCAGUAAAGGAUCACAGUUUUGGACUCAUUCCAUCCUACAAACCAAGGUUUUCUCACUCCAAAUUUCCCUCCCCAUUAUUCUCUACUACAGUGAUGUUGGGAGAACUCAACUGCCUGUCUGAGAAUCAUAGGAUGAUGGGUUUGAGGUUGGAAGACAAGGAAUACUUCAGUGGUAGCUUGAUUGAGACUAAAAUGCUGCAAGGGGACGGGCUUACAACUCUAAAACGAUCAUCUUCGUACAAUGCUGACAGGACAUGUAAGCAAUUGAGUUCAACUGAAGACAAGGAUGGGUCGACCUCUGGCCGCUCAAAGUGCAUUCCACGGGCUAUUAAAGCUUCACUAAGCAAGCAGCCACGAAAUGAGCCAAUGAAAUCUCCUACUUCUGAUAGACCAAGAAAUUCUAAUGGAGUCGAUAGCUCUCAGACCACAAGCCCCACUGCCUCUAUUGACAGCAGUAAAAGGAUUACAGAGCCUUGCUCCACGAGGAAACAGUCUAAGAGGCUAGAUUCCUUUCGAGAAGAGGAAGAGGACGUGAUCAAGAUCGAAGAAAGGCUUGCUUCAGGAGCUCGGGUUAUAAUCUGGUCUAAAUCAACUUGCAACAGCACGGAUGUUAGCAGUACCUAAAGCACGCUUGAUCUUACUUUUGAUCAGAUCUUCAUCGAAUUCUAUUGAUAUUGAUAACUUGUGGGUGGGUCCUUGAUGAUCCUGCAUAUCUCUCGAGUGUAAAAAGGCUAAAACCACCAUCAUUCAGCUUGAGGUGCCCGGCGUUUGGCGGUGGACCAACUCAGAGAUCUUGAGGGCUGGUUGCCUUUGCUUGUCAGGUCAGCUAAUAUCAAAUGACAAAAUUGUAACUUUCCUUUAAACUACAGUUACAAUCACUUCUUUUUAUGAUUCCUUCUUUAGCUUUAGAAUAGUUUCUGCAGACAGAGAGUCUAACAAAAAAAAAGCUAGGAAUAAAAUGCCUGUAAAUAAUUGCCUUUUGUUUGAAUGAAAUGGGUCAUGGUCCCUUUUUUCUUCAU
Molecule: messenger RNA, 2560 nt
Organism: Cucurbita pepo subsp. pepo (vegetable marrow)
Lineage: Eukaryota; Viridiplantae; Streptophyta; Magnoliopsida; Cucurbitales; Cucurbitaceae
Source: RefSeq, a predicted model, not a curated record